AGCCCGACGGCGAGCCAGCCGUCCAGUCCAACGGACGAGAUUUCCGUGCGCCGAAUCUCCUCGUUUAUGCUGCUGGAGACACGCGAACUGCCCACGGCGCCUUUGGCGCAUACGGCGCCCACCCCAUGGCGCAGCAACGACCCGGUGUCGAAGCGCACCUGGUUCGAGUACUCGAUCAGAGUGGGGGCGCAGCUCUAUCAGCUCAAUAUCGGCCAUCGGAAUCGCACAUUCAGCGCCGAAGACCUGAUGGGCUUCAACAACACGGGCAACAUCUGCAUUUGGCCGUCGGAGGAGACGCUCAGCUACUACGCAUGCGGCAAUCUGGCGCUGUUCAGUGGCAAGCGAGUGCUGGAACUGGGCGGCGGCAUGUCCUGUUUGGCGGCGCUGUUUGUCGCCAAGUACGCAGGCGCGCAGCGCGUGCUUGCCACCGAUGGCAACAAGGCGUCGGUGGAGAAUGUGCAGGCGAUACUGCGCUGCAACGCGUUCGCCUGCCGCACCGACUGCGCAGUGCUGCGGUGGGGCGAUGCUGCGCAGGACAGUCGCGGCCAGUUCGAUGUGAUCGUGUCCGCCGAUUGUUUGUUCUUCGAUGAUGCGCGCACGGAUCUCGUCAACUGUCUGCGCAGCCGGCUGGCGCCCGGCGGGCUGGCGCUGGUGAUGGCGCCCCGGCGCGGCKCCACCUUGGACAGCUUCGUCGGCCAGUCGGAGGCGGCGGGGCUGCGUUGCCGCACUGUGCCCAAUUACAGCGACGUCGUCUGGGAGAARCGGCUCGCCCUCAUGGCCAACGCCGACUACAACGACAACAUCCACUACCCCAUUCUGAUUGAAGUGACCAAACCUGAGCGCUGAGUUCUGCGCUGGCGCGGCGCAGCCGCUGUGCGCCGGCGCUCGCCACUCCCCUUAGCCAUUUGUCUAUGUAUUCUAGUCUGAUUGACCUUAUCUGUGAUACGAAAUACCAAUUUUCCUUGUCGAUUAUUCUAGCGUUAGUCAGUUAGGGGUUAGUGUCCUUUUCGCCUGGAUUUGGUGGGUUUCUGGCCGCCCCCAGUGUGAGAUUCGAUGGAAAAUGCGUGAAAUUCGAAGGAAAAGUUGAGCCGUGUAGUAGUGGUGCAGCCAAUAAAGUGUCGUCUCGGUAAA
Messenger RNA from Dendroctonus ponderosae (mountain pine beetle), 1131 nucleotides. RefSeq names its product calmodulin-lysine N-methyltransferase-like. The transcript has a single exon. The record is from RefSeq and is a predicted model, not a curated record. Gene Ontology annotation, molecular function: calmodulin-lysine N-methyltransferase activity. The annotation marks the transcript as partial. Gene Ontology annotation, cellular component: cytoplasm. Lineage: Eukaryota; Metazoa; Arthropoda; Insecta; Coleoptera; Curculionidae.